GAGGAGCGCGGCCGCGGGGGGCGGACGCCAGCGCCCGCGGCGCGCGAUGCCGGGCUGCCGAGUGUGAGCUCAGCCGGGAGGGCCCCGAACCACCUACGUCCCCCUCCCCUCUCCCAGCCUCCCAUCUUUCGGGAGCACCCCAGACCCCCUUCCCCGGAGCUCGGCGGCAGCCCCUGACGACUCCCGUCGCCCGCCGCCGCCACCAACCCCGAGGAGGGAUGACCCUCUCCGGCGGCGGCAGCGCCAGCGACAUGUCCGGCCAGACGGUGCUGACGGCCGAGGACGUGGACAUCGAUGUGGUGGGCGAGGGCGACGACGGGCUGGAGGAGAAAGACAGCGACGCGGGCUGCGACAGCCCCGUGGGGCCGCCGGAGCUGCGCCUGGACGAGGCGGACGAGGUGACGCCGGCGGCACCCCUCCACGGGCAGCCCCAGCCGCCGCACCAGCAGCCCCUGGCGCUGCCCAAAGAGGCGACCGGAGCCGGGGCUGGGCCAGGGGGCGAGGCGGGCGCUCCCGAAGCUGACGGCUGCAAGGGCGGCGAGGAGGGCGGCGGGAGCGGCGGCGGCGGGCCGGGCGCGGGCGGCGGCGCGGCGGGCGGCCUGGCCCCCAGCAAGCCCAAGAACAGCCUGGUGAAGCCGCCCUACUCCUACAUCGCGCUCAUCACUAUGGCCAUCCUGCAGAGCCCGCAGAAGAAGCUGACCCUGAGCGGCAUCUGCGAGUUCAUUAGCAACCGCUUCCCCUACUACCGGGAGAAGUUCCCCGCCUGGCAGAACAGCAUCCGCCACAACCUCUCGCUCAACGACUGCUUCGUCAAGAUCCCCCGCGAGCCGGGCAACCCGGGCAAGGGCAACUACUGGACCCUGGACCCGCAGUCCGAGGACAUGUUCGACAACGGCAGCUUCCUGCGGCGCCGGAAACGCUUCAAGCGCCACCAGCAGGAGCACCUGCGCGAGCAGACGGCGCUCAUGAUGCAGAGCUUCGGCGCUUACAGCCUGGCGGCGGCUGCGGGCGCCGCGGGGCCCUACGGCCGCCCCUACGGCCUGCACCCCGCGGCCGCGGCCGGCGCCUACUCCCACCCGGCGGCCGCGGCGGCCGCGGCGGCGGCGGCGGCGCUCCAGUACCCGUACGCGUUGCCGCCGGUGGCCCCCGUGCUGCCGCCCGCGGUGCCGCUGCUGCCCUCGGGCGAGCUGGGCCGCAAAGCGGCCGCCUUCGGCUCGCAGCUCGGCCCGGGCCUGCAGCUGCAGCUGAAUAGCCUGGGCGCCGCCGCGGCCGCCGCGGGCACGGCGGGCGCUGCGGGCACCACGGCGUCGCUGAUCAAGUCCGAGCCGAGCGCCCGGCCGUCGUUCAGCAUCGAAAACAUCAUCGGCGGGGGCCCCGCGGCGCCCGGGGGCUCGGCAGCGGGCGCUGGGGGCGCCGGGGUAACUGGGGGCGCUGGGGGCGCUGGGGGCGGCAGCGCGGCGCAGUCCUUCCUCCGGCCGCCCGGGACCGUGCAGUCCGCGGCGCUCAUGGCCACGCACCAGCCGCUGUCGCUGGGCCGGACGACGGCCACCAUCGCGCCCAUCCUGAGCGUGCCGCUCUCUGGACAGUUCCUGCAGCCCGCAGCCUCGGCCGCCGCCGCCGCCGCCGCCGCCGCGCAAGCAAAGUGGCCGGCUCAAUAG
Molecule: messenger RNA, 1658 nt
Organism: Canis lupus familiaris (dog)
Lineage: Eukaryota; Metazoa; Chordata; Mammalia; Carnivora; Canidae
Gene: FOXD3
Product: forkhead box D3
Exons: 1
Coding region: 219-1658 (479 amino acids)
Biological process (GO): regulation of transcription by RNA polymerase II; cell differentiation; anatomical structure morphogenesis
Molecular function (GO): DNA-binding transcription factor activity, RNA polymerase II-specific; RNA polymerase II cis-regulatory region sequence-specific DNA binding
Source: RefSeq, a predicted model, not a curated record